CGUAGUCUUCUUCUCCGUCGUCUUCUUCUUCUUGCUCCCUCUUCCCUUUCCCCUUUCUUCUUCUUCCUCCUUCUCCCCUCACACGGUCACACCCCUUUUCUCUUCGGCUUCUCCCGCCGGCCGGCGAGGUGCGCAAUCCACUGAUUGCAUCCGAAGAACAUGCCAAGCUGUGGCCUUCCUUACCCCAAGAACACAUCGACCUGUUGUAGUACCUGGCCGGCAUGGGGUCAAGGAGGGGAAGACAGCAGCAGCAUCCUGGUUCUUCUGAGGGCUCGCAGCCUCCGAACCCUGGAGGAAGAGGAGGACCAGGCGCAGGCGCAGGCAGAGGUGGCCGUGGCCCCGGUGGCGCAUUUCCUCAGCAGGCGCCCCAAGGUCCUGGUGGAAGCCGUGCCGGGCAGCCGCCGCCGCCGCCGCCACCAAGGGGCCGCGCCGGAGAUGCCAUUGGUGGAAUGAGGCUGCAACAGCAACAACUUCCUGCUGGUGGCAGAGGUGCGCGUGGGGCUGACCCGUCUGCCAUUGGGCCGUUGGGCAGUCUACCUCCCGACCUGCUGCAGGCUCUGCCAAUGCAGGCAGGCCCUUCAGUGCCAGCGCAAGCCGUGGCUCCGCUUGCCGUCGCCAGGCCUGGGGAGCAUCGCAGACAAGCGAUGGUACCGCAAGCUGAGGCUACCAGCACCGGCAGCAGCCAGGAGGAGGUUGUGCGUGCAAUUCCGGCGUCAAGCAAAGCGAUUCGGUUUCCUAUGCGCCCGGGGAAGGGCAGCAUUGGCACCAAGAUUCUGGUGAAGGCCAACCAUUUCUUCACCCAGCUGCCAGACAAGGAUCUUCAUCACUACGAUGUUUCAAUCACUCCGGAAGUUACAUCGAGUACUGUUAACAGAGCUGUGAUCAAUGAGCUGGUGAAUCUGUACAAGGCAUCUUAUUUGGGUGGGAGGCUGCCAGUAUAUGAUGGUAGGAAAAGCUUAUACACAGCAGGUCCAUUGCCUUUUAAAUCACAAGAGUUUCAGAUCACUCUACCUGAUGAUGAUGAUGGCUCCGGGGCCAAGAGGCGGAAGAGGGAAUUUAAGGUGGUAAUUAAAUUUUCUGCACAAGCCAACCUUCACCACCUUGGGUUGUUUUUAGCUGGGAGGCAUGCGGAAGUUCCUCAGGAGGCAAUACAAGUUCUUGAUAUUGUGCUGCGACAGCUGCCUUCCACAAGAUACGCGUCAAUUGGACGCUCCUUCUUUUCACCUGAACCGAACAUGAGGAAAUCCCUCGGUGAUGGAUUAGAAAGCUGGAGUGGGUUUUACCAGAGCAUUCGACCUACUCAGAUGGGUUUAUCACUAAAUAUUGAUAUGUCAGCGACUGCUUUCAUCGAGCCAUUGCCUGUAGUUGAAUUUGUCGCAAAUCUAUUGAAUUCUGACAUUCGUUCGAGGCCCCUCUCAGACGCUGAACGUGUCAAGACCAAGAAGGCGCUGAGAGGAGUAAAUGUGGAAGUUACUCACCGUGGCAACAUGCGGAGAAAGUACCGUAUAUCUGGUUUGACAGCCCAGGCAACUCGUGAGCUAACUUUUCCUGUUGAUGACGGGGGUACAAUCAAGUCAGUUGUACAAUACUUUCAAGACAGAUACAGAUUUUACAUCCAACACACACACCUUCCUUGCCUUCUAGUUGGCAAUCAGCAACGUCAAAAUUACUUGCCUAUGGAGGUAUGCAAAAUUGUGAAAGGACAGAGAUACUCCAAGAGAUUAAACCAGAAUCAAAUAAGAAAUCUCUUGGAUCAGACAUGUCGGCACCCACGUGACCGGGAGCAAGAUAUUGUUAAGAUGGUUAAACAGAAUGCUUAUCAGGAUGAUCCCUAUGCAAAAGAGUUUGGCAUUAAGAUUAGCGAUCGUCUGGCAUCAGUAGAGGCCCGGAUUUUACCAGCUCCACGGCUUAAGUACAAUGAGACUGGUAGAGAAAAGGAUUGCUUACCUAGAGUUGGUCAGUGGAAUAUGAUGAACAAGAAAUUGGUAAAUGGUGGGAAAGUCAGAAGCUGGAUGUGUGUCAAUUUUGCCUACAAGGUGCAAGAAAGUAUUGUUCGUGGUUUCUGCCAUGAUCUUGCUCUGAUGUGCCAAGCAUCUGGAAUGGACUUCGCUCUGGAGCCUGUUCUUCCACCUCUACCUGCACGUCCUGAUCAUGUGGAGCGAGCUCUGAAAGCUAGGUUCCACGAUGCAAUGAUUGUUCUUGGACCCCAGCACCGGGAGCUUGAUUUGCUUAUUGGAAUUCUACCUGAUAACAAUGGCUCACUUUAUGGUGAUUUGAAGCGCGUGUGCGAAACAGAUCUUGGAAUAGUUUCGCAAUGCUGUCUUGCGAAGCAGGUGUUUAAAAUGAACAAACAAAUUCUCGCAAACCUUGCUCUGAAGAUAAAUGUCAAGGCGGGGGGCAGGAACACUGUACUGGUGGAUGCACUUUCAAGGCGUAUCCCUCUGGUCACUGACAAACCUACGAUUAUAUUUGGUGCUGAUGUGACCCACCCUCAUCCUGGCGAGGACAGCAGCCCCUCAAUUGCUGCUGUUGUAGCAUCCCAAGAUUGGCCUGAGGUUACAAAGUAUGUUGGGAUAGUUUCUGCUCAGGCGCACCGGCAAGAGUUGAUAGAGGAUUUGUAUAAAGUCUACCAAGAUCCAAAGAGAGGGACAGUUAGUGGUGGCAUGAUUAGGGAGCUACUUAUAUCCUUCCAUAAAUCAACUGGUCAGAAGCCCCAGCGAAUAAUAUUUUACAGGGAUGGCGUUAGUGAGGGCCAAUUUUACCAAGUUCUGUUGUUUGAACUCGAUGCAAUCCGAAGAGCAUGUGCCUCCCUGGAGGCGGAUUACCAACCGACGGUUACUUUCGUUGUGGUUCAGAAACGCCACCACACUAGAUUAUUUCCGCACAAUAGCAAUGAUAAGAAUUCAAUGGACAGAACUGGGAACAUACUCCCUGGCACAGUUGUAGAUUCAAAGAUCUGUCAUCCAAAUGAAUUUGAUUUCUACUUGUGCAGCCAUGCUGGCAUCAAGGGCACUAGCCGUCCUGCUCAUUAUCAUGUCUUGCGGGAUGAAAACAACUUCACUGCUGAUGGAUUGCAGACGCUUACCAACAACCUCUGCUACACCUACGCAAGGUGCACUCGUUCCGUCUCAAUUGUUCCACCUGCAUAUUAUGCUCAUCUGGCUGCCUUCCGUGCCCGUUUCUACAUGGAGCCACAUACCUCUGACAGUGGAUCUGUGGCAAAUGCGCCUGGAGGACGUGGACCGCUGUCCGGUUUGUCAACAUCACGUGGUACUCGGGCCCCAGGUGGUGGAGCUGUUAGGCCACUUCCAGCUCUGAAGGAUAAUGUGAAGAAGGUCAUGUUCUACUGCUAACGUCAGGCGUGUGAAGGUCGAGCUUAAUGCCUCUUAUCAAUGUAACUGUGGAACAGAGUAGUAAUCAGCCAGUUGAUAUCCCAUGUGUUGUACUAUGCUGUUCUAUGUUUGCUUAGGUACCGUUUAUGUGUUUACUUCAUGGCGUUGCCUUCAUGAAUCUUGGAUACUUUAAUAUGCCCUUGGCUGGAGCUAGAAACCUGAUAAUUUCAAGUCUAGUUUUGCCCCC
This is a messenger RNA of Brachypodium distachyon (stiff brome), 3579 nucleotides long. RefSeq names its product protein argonaute 1C. Gene Ontology annotation, biological process: regulatory ncRNA-mediated post-transcriptional gene silencing. Gene Ontology annotation, molecular function: RNA binding; protein binding. NCBI's taxonomy places the organism in Eukaryota, Viridiplantae, Streptophyta, Magnoliopsida, Poales, Poaceae. Gene Ontology annotation, cellular component: cytoplasm. The coding region runs from base 222 to 3353 and encodes 1043 amino acids. The transcript is spliced from 23 exons. The record is from RefSeq and is a predicted model, not a curated record.